AGUUUGAAAUUAAAGAAUACCUACUUGAUUUCACACUCACACCUAACACAAACUCACCUUUAUCCUCUUGUAUUCUUGUCCUCACAAUAUCCUAUUCUUGCCUUAAUAUGCAUCACAAACAAAAGUAGUCACAUUGUAGCCAUUUCAGUGUUGAACAACAAAAAAUGGAAAAUCAAGAACCAAGUAAACGGCCUACUGUGGUGAUCGUAUCAGGUCCUUUUCAGGGACACCUCAGUCCCAUGCUCGACCUGGGAAAUGUCCUUUAUUCCAAGGGAUUUGGAGUCAUAUUCGCGCACACUGUCUUCAACGCUCCUGAUCCGUCUAAGCAACCAGAUUUGAUCUUCUUGCCAAUGCAAGAGAACUUGGCUGACCACCAGAUCUUACCAGGGGAUAUUAUUGCCCUUGUAAAUAUUCUUAACAAGAAUUGCGAAGAGCCACUGAAGAAAGGCUUGUCAGAGAUCAUGAAUCGACUGGAGCCAGAAAAUCAAGUCGUGUGCAUUAUAUGUGACAUGUUUAUGUACUUCUCCGAAUCUGUGGCUAGAGAUCUGAAGCUACAAUGCAUGAUUUUUCGAACAAGUAGUGCUUCGUCUGCUUUAGCUUACCAUGCUCUUUCUAGAUUACAAACAGAAGGUUAUAUUCCUCGCAAAGACUCAGCAUUGGAUGACGUGGUGCCAGGGCUUCCACUUCUAAGGUUUAGAGAUAUACCGACAGCGGAUAUGGGAACUUUACAAGAUGCCAUAGACCUUACAGAUAACAUAUGCAACACAAGAACUUCAUCAGCAAUCAUCUGCAACACGGUUGAUUAUCUAGAACCAGAUGAGAUAGUUCAGUUCCAACACAUUUAUCCGGUCCAUUACUUUCCUAUAGGCCCUUUACACAUGAUAGCUCCAACCUCAUCUAGCAGCUUGCUAGAGGCAGAUACAAACUGCUUAAUAUGGCUAGACAAACAGGCUCCGCGCUCAGUUAUCUAUGUUAGCGUAGGGAGUCUAGCAAUAUUGGAGAAGGAAGAGCUAGCGGAGAUGGCAUGGGGGCUGGCCAGCAGCAAUCAUCCCUUCUUGUGGGUCGUGAGGUCAGAUGCAGUUCCAGAAUCCGAAUGGGCAGACCUGAUCCCGGAAGGUUUUAUGGAGACAGUUGGAGAAAGAGGAUGUAUCGUGAAGUGGGCUCCUCAAAAGGAAGUCUUGGGACAUAAUGCAGUGGGAGGGUUUUGGAGCCAUUGUGGCUGGAAUUCUACACUGGAAAGUAUUAGUGCAGGGGUACCAAUGAUUUGCUGGCCUUGUUUUUCAGACCAAAAGGUGAAUUCAAGGUAUUUGAGCCAUGUUUGGAAGGUUGGACUAGAAUUGGAUCAUAAGUUAGAAAGAGGGGUCAUAAAAGAAUCUAUGCAAAGACUAAUGGCGGGUAAAGAAGGUGAGGAAAUCAGAGUUAGAGCAAAUGAUAUGCAACAUAAGAUGAAGAUGAGUGUGAGUGAGGGUGGAUUGUCAUAUGCUUCAUUAAGUGAUUUAGUAGAUUUUAUUUUGUCAUUUUAAGUUGCCAUGAGCAGC
Daucus carota subsp. sativus is the source of this 1538-nucleotide messenger RNA. Its product is annotated as UDP-glucose iridoid glucosyltransferase-like. The transcript has 2 exons. Gene Ontology annotation, molecular function: UDP-glycosyltransferase activity. The coding region runs from base 165 to 1523 and encodes 452 amino acids. NCBI's taxonomy places the organism in Eukaryota, Viridiplantae, Streptophyta, Magnoliopsida, Apiales, Apiaceae. The record is from RefSeq and is a predicted model, not a curated record.